Gracilinanus agilis (Agile Gracile Mouse Opossum) is the source of this 1293-nucleotide messenger RNA. RefSeq names its product leucine rich repeats and transmembrane domains 2 (gene LRTM2). The coding region runs from base 1 to 1293 and encodes 430 amino acids. NCBI's taxonomy places the organism in Eukaryota, Metazoa, Chordata, Mammalia, Didelphimorphia, Didelphidae. Gene Ontology annotation, molecular function: protein binding. Gene Ontology annotation, cellular component: membrane. The record is from RefSeq and is a predicted model, not a curated record. Gene Ontology annotation, biological process: regulation of presynapse assembly; positive regulation of synapse assembly; axonogenesis. The transcript has 3 exons.
AUGAUGGGGAGUGUAAAAAGACACCAGGGUUCUCUCCUUAACCUCCCCCCAAGCAUCAGUGCCAGAAAGACGCCUCCAAUUUCCUCUGCUCUGUUCUCCUUUAGGACUGACAGGCAGGACAAGCCAGGGCUCUCCGGUCUCUCAAAGGAUCAAGGGCCAAGAGAACCCGGAGGGUUCAGCAUCAUGCUGCCAUUGGGCAUUGGUCCAUGGUGGAGAAACAAGCUUUCCCUGAGGUGGAGACAGCUUUCCUGGAUCGCCUGCUGGAUUUCCCUGUAUGCUGCCGAGACUCUCCCCACCUGCCCUUUCUCGUGUAAAUGUGACAGCCGGAGCCUGGAAGUGGACUGCAGUGGCCUGGGGCUCUCCAGCGUGCCUCCGGACGUGCCUGCAGCCACUCGAACCCUUUUACUCUUGAAUAACAAGUUGAACGUCCUGCCCAGUUGGGUCUUCUCUAACCUGUCGAGCCUCCAGAGGCUGGACCUGUCCAACAACUUCCUGGACCAGCUGCCUCAGGCCAUUUUUGGGGACUUGGCCAACCUCACCGAGCUGCAGCUGCGCAAUAACAGCAUCAGGACCCUGGACAGGGAUCUGCUGCAGCACGCGCCCCUCCUCCGCCACCUGGACCUGUCCAUCAACGGGCUGGCGCAGCUGCCCCCGGGCUUCUUCGACGGCCUCCUGGCUCUGCGCUCUCUCUCCCUCCGCUCCAACCGCCUGCAGAACCUGGACCGCGUGACUUUCGAGCCCCUGGUGAGCCUGCAGCUGCUUCAGGUGGGGGAUAACCCCUGGGAGUGCGACUGUAACCUGCGCGACUUCAAGCACUGGAUGGAGUGGUUCUCCUACCGGGGAGGACGCCUAGACCAGCUGGCCUGUACGAUGCCCAAAGAGCUGAGAGGGAAAGACAUGCGGAUGGUUCCCAUGGAGAUGUUCAACUAUUGCUCUCAGCUGGAGGAGAGCAGCUCAGCUGGGUUGGAAGUAUCUGGGCCUCCCUGUACCAAGGCCAGCCUAGAGCCUGUUAAACCCAAGCCUGGGGCUGAGCCAGAACCUGAGCCCAGCACAGCCUGCCCCCAGAAACAGCGCUAUCGACCAGUCAGUGUCCGUCGGGCCAUUGGGACUGUCAUUAUUGCUGGCGUGGUCUGUGGUAUUGUUUGUAUCAUGAUGGUUGUGGCUGCUGCCUAUGGAUGCAUUUAUGCCUCCCUCAUGGCCAAGUAUCAUCGGGAGCUAAAGAAGCGCCAGCCUCUAAUGGGUGACCCAGAGGGUGAGCAUGAAGAGCAGAAGCAGAUCUCCUCUGUGGCAUGA